Molecule: messenger RNA, 603 nt
Organism: Mytilinidion resinicola
Lineage: Eukaryota; Fungi; Ascomycota; Dothideomycetes; Mytilinidiales; Mytilinidiaceae
Exons: 5
Coding region: 1-603 (200 amino acids)
Source: RefSeq, a predicted model, not a curated record
AUGAACGAGCAGUCUUCACUCCACAGUUUGUGUGCCUCUCAGACGGUAGGAGAGUCAUGGGACGGGAUAGAUGGGAGGAUGGGCGGAACAGUAGAAAGCGAAGAUCGAGGUACAAAGAGGAGUCGCUCGAGUCAUGAUAUCAGCAGAGGACGCUCAGCGGACAACUCCACGACACAGACUGAUACUAACAUCCAGGGAGAUGUAUUCCAGCAGGCUGAGGGCCAAGUCCCCACUACAAUGCCCUAUUCUCAAAUCGAAUCAUGCCAACGAGGGUACAAGGAGAAUGCAUUCAGUGUUCCGAGGCCAGUGGGGCGGAUCGCGCUCAAUCAGAGCCAGCAGCCGGCGAGUCCCGAUUCAGCGCAACAAACACUUCAGAUGUCUCUUAACGACCAAGGACGCGCAAUGACAGGACAAGGCGAGCUGAACACAGAUGUCCCUGACUCUCAAUCGAGCUCAGCACGCGGAGCAGACUGCAUGCAACAGUACGCCCAAGCACAUAUUGGUGGUCAGGGAGGCACGCUACCUUAUGCAUUCCCGCAGGCUGGGGGCCAAAUUGAAUCAUGCCACAAGGGCAUGAGGAGAUACAUGACAGCUCUCGGGUGA